UAUGCAUCAUAUUGUAGUACCAGUCUAUCUGUCAAAAUUGUGAGUAAAAGUGAACUUGAAAAUGUUUACUAAAUUUAAGUCUUUUGUAAACAUAUAAGAAGUAAAUAUAUUUUUAAUGAAUAGCAUUUGAUACUUUUAAGUAUAUUUAAGAGAAUGGCCACCAGAGAAACAGAUGUCAUUAUUAUUGGUGCGGGUAUUUCGGGUUUAACUGCGGCAAAAUUUCUACUUUCUAAGGAUCCAAAUUUGCAUGUUUUAGUUUUGGAAGCUAAAGAUAGGGUAGGUGGAAGAACAUUAAGUGUAGAGAUGAAGAGUAACAGUGGUACAGAGACAUGGGAUCUAGGAGGUCAGUGGGUGGGAAUGUGUCAGCCUCACAUAAUGGCCCUGUUAAAAGAGCUUGGUAUAGAAACAUAUAAACAGUAUAUCACUGGUACAAAGUUUAUGCAGGUUGGCAGUAAGAAUAAAAUCUCAACAUAUCAAAGUGAUAUACCUUCAUUACCAUUGCUAGGUUUGCUGGACAUGAAUAAACUUAUAAAACUGACAGACAAGCUGGCAGACAAGGUGGAUCCUGAGGACCCAUUCUCUUGUCCCAAUGCUGAACUCUAUGAUGCUCUAACAUUAGAACAAUUUGUUGACAGUCAUAUCUGGACACAUGAUGUAAAGGACCUGUUGAGAGCAGCCCUGAGAACCAUGUUUGGUACAGAACUCUCACAAAUAUCUCUCCUCUAUUACCUGACAUAUGUAGCCUCAGCUGGUAACUUGAAAAAUCUCCUAGAGGCCACACAAAAUACAGGACAGGAAUAUCGUAUUAAGGGUGGUUCCCAGCAGGUGUCAUUAAAGCUAUUGGAGUCUAUAGGAAGCUCAAGAGUGUUACUGAAUGAGCCGGUAACCAGGGUUGAACAAAACCAAGAUGGAGUCAUAGUCUGGUCAAAAAAUGGAUGCAAUUAUAAGUGUCAGAAACUUAUAGUAUCCAUUCCUCCAUUUCAGAUAGGUAAAAUUCAGUUUAGUCCAGUUCUACCAGUUGAAACUAGAGAAAUUAUCAAGAGGAUGCCACCAUCUAGUAUCAUCAAAUUUGUUGUUACAUACCCUGAGGCGUUUUGGCGUACAGCUGGGUGUUCAGGAGAAGUUGUAAGUAAUGGUGGAGAGAGUAGUGUGAUGAGUUGUGAUAUAGGACCAGUAGGAGUGGUUUAUGAUGCUACAUCAUGCACCGGGGAACCAGCAUUACUGGGCUUUAUAGGUGGGAUCCAGGCUGUACAAUGGCAAAGUCAAAAUGCAGAAAGCAGGCAAUCAUCGGUAUUAAAAUCUCUUGGUGAGUUUUUUGGAGAGAAGGUUUAUACAUACCUAGACUAUAAGGAAAAGGUCUGGGACCAGGAACCAUACAAUGAAGGGGGACCAGUGAGCUGUGUGGGUACCGGUGCUAUGAGAUACUAUGCCAAGGGUUUACGCCAACCGUUUGAUAAUAUACAUUUUGCUGGCACAGAGUCAGCUACUGUAUGGUGUGGGUUUAUGAAUGGUGCUGUUCAAGCUGGGAACCGUGCUGCUAUAGAAGUAUUGUAUGAUCUCCGGCCUCAACUUGUUAGUGCACAAGAUCUUAAAGGAAUAAAAAGACCAAGGAAACAGUUGGCCAAAGUUGAGACUACAGGGAGGAAAGUUAUAAGGUGGACAUUUAGACUUGGUGCAUUGACAGUUUUAAUGUUCACAGUGAGGAAAGUUUAUCAACAGAUCUCAAAUUAACUAUUCGUGUUAAUAUUGUACUGAAAAAAAGAACAUAGUCAAGUGCUUUUGCAGGGACAGCUUAGUGCUAGUUUACAUGAUUUACCAUUUGUUGUCUGUAAAGUAAAAAUAACAACAUGAAUAUGACAUCACAUGCUCUGAUUAACCAAUGGCAAUGAUGUGCUGCUACUGGUUCUUGAGUGAAUUUUUUGCAGUCAACUUAACUUUUUGCAGUCCUAACUUUAAAAAAAAAGUCCUGAUAACUUAUAGACAAAUAAGUGACAGCUAAUAAUUGUGUGUAUUUGAGUUUUUGUGUAUUUGAGUUUAUUUAUACUCGCCCCCGGUUGCCGACAUGGGCAGGUCCUCCAGAAGAGUAUUAGUCAAUUAGCUUAUAAUUUUAACAUGUUAAUGAUAACAGUUUUACAGGUGUGACACAAUGUUUUUUUUUACUUGUUUAAGGAAUACAGGUACACAAAAGCAAAGAAGAAAAUAGAGUUUGUUCACAACUUCUUAUGUUUGUAUAUAUGAAUCAUUACUAAAUUUGCUGUGUAUAACACAACAUUCAUGCAUUUUUUCUCAAAGAAAUGGGUCUUUCCCUUUCAAAGAUAUUAAAUCUUUGAUCAUGGUAUUUAAUAUACAUGUACAUAUAUGUUUUUUUUCUGAAGUUUAUUUCCAGUUGUCCUCUUGACCUUUGUGUGGCUACAACUGCUAAAAUGUAACUUUGCAUUUUCAUUAUAUGGAUAACUGAAUAGAUCUUUGCCAAAAUAGUAAGGGACAUUGGAUUGACCUUAAUUAAGAUUGUUCAGAUAAAUGGAGAUGAUAGUUUCCUCAAAUUAGUAUAUAUUGAUGAGUGAAUUAAUUCUGUAAUAGAGAUGUCUUGCUAUACUUUAAUUAUGUAUUGACAAAUCAUACAUCUAUGAGAGGUGUCUCACCUCUUUAUUUAACUGUGAUAUUUUUAUGUUUUCCAUAUAAUUAUUUCAUGGUUGUAUUUUACUGGUAAAUAAUGCUAUGAUUUAUAAAUGUAUACAUUCUGAAGCACAUUUAUUUCAUUGUUUUAUUUCAGGUUAAUCUUCCUGGGUUUUUUAAAGUCAAUAAAAUAUGAAAUAUCAGA
Messenger RNA from Ruditapes philippinarum (Manila clam), 2821 nucleotides. RefSeq names its product probable flavin-containing monoamine oxidase A. The transcript has 10 exons. Bases 154 to 1731 code for a protein of 525 amino acids. Gene Ontology annotation, molecular function: oxidoreductase activity. NCBI's taxonomy places the organism in Eukaryota, Metazoa, Mollusca, Bivalvia, Venerida, Veneridae. The record is from RefSeq and is a predicted model, not a curated record.